UAUAUAUAUUCUCAGCAAUUCAAAACCACCUCGUUUUAUCCUUCUCUUCUCUUUCUUUUGUUUUCUCUCUCCUUUUUCUUUUUGCCCAACUAUAGGGUUGGGUUGUUCAUCAAGGUUUUAACUUUUAAGUGAUCUUUUUUUAUUGGAAUGCAAAAAUUGGCUCUAAUCUUUAUCUGGGUUGAGUUGAUUUUGUUGCUAAGCUUUGUCUUUUUGGCUCUCUUUUGGGGAUUUUCUUGUGAGAAACAGCCAUGUCUGCUCUUGUCAAUUACAGAGGUGAUGGUGAUAUGUAUCCUGGGCCUUCAUUUUAUUCCGGAGAUUUUGGCCUCUUACUCUCCAUCGACUCCCACGUGGAGAUCUAUUGCCCGCCUAGGAAGCGCUCGCGGAUCAGUGGCCCUUGUGUCGUUAGUGGGAACAUCUUCGAGGACAAGAGACCAUCUAUUGAUGUCCUCCCAGAUGAAUGCCUGUUCGAGAUCUUCAGGCGCUUGCCUGGUGGUCGAGAGAGGAGCUCCACUGCAUGUGUUUCAAAGCGGUGGCUCGCAAUCUUGAGCAGUGUCCGCAGUUCUGAGUUUUACAACAAGAAACACGUCUCUGCGGAUGACGAUAUGGAAGUGGAAUGCGAUGGAUUCCUCACUAGGUGCGUGGAAGGAAAGAAGGCAACAGAUGUGAGGCUUUCCGCCAUUGCAGUUGGAACAUCUAGCCGUGGAGGGCUUGGGAAGCUUUCUAUCCGGGGAAGCAACUCUAUAAGGGGUGUUUCUAACUCUGGUUUGUCAGCAAUAGCUCGUGGUUGCCCUUCCCUCAAGGCUCUCUCUUUGUGGAACGUGCCCUCCAUCGGUGAUGAAGGGCUAUUUGAGAUUGCUAGAGAGUGCCAUUCGUUGGAGAAGCUAGACCUUUGCCAAUGUCCUUCAAUCUCAAACAAGGGUUUGGCCGCUGUUGCAAAGAGCUGUCCGAGUUUGACUGCAGUGACUAUUGAAUCGUGUUCGAACAUUGGCAAUGAUGGCCUGCAAGCACUUGCCAAAUGCUGUUCGAAGUUGCAGUCAAUCACCAUCAAAGAUUGUGCGCGUGUUGGGGAUCAGGGUAUCGCCAGCCUCUUGGCAUCGGCUUCUGCCUUGACGAAGGUGAAACUUCAGUCACUCAACAUCACAGAUUACUCGGUUGCUGUGAUAGGACACUGCGGAAAAGCAAUUACGAAUCUUGUCCUAUGCGGGCUUCAAAACGUGAGCCAGAAGGGCUUCUGGGUGAUGGGCAACGCACGAGGUCUUCAGUCACUGUUGUCUUUUACCGUUAGCUCAUGCAGGGGAAUAACUGACUUGAGCAUCGAAGCAGUGGGGAAAGGCUGCCCGAACUUGAAACACAUGUGUGUCCGCAAGUGUUGCUUUGUGUCCGACAACGGGCUUGUGGCUUUUGCCAAGUCGACUAGCUCUCUAGAAAGCUUGCAGUUGGAGGAGUGCAAUAGGAUUACGCAAGUAGGGAUCUUGACUGCUCUUUCCAGCAUCAGUUCUAAACUGAAGUCUGUUUCUUUGGUUAAGUGCUUGGGAAUCAAGGAUCUAUCAACUGAGUUUUCGACGCUCUCCCCAUGUGAGUCUCUUCGUUCUUUGUCGAUACGAAGUUGUCCCGGAUUCGGAAGUACUAGUUUGGCUAUGGUUGGGAAGUUAUGCCCCCAUCUGCAUAACUUGGAUCUGAGUGGACUUUGCGGGAUCACGGACGCCGGGCUUCUCCCGCUCCUUGAGUGUUGCGAGGGAGGGCUCGCCAAGGUUAAUCUUAGCGAGUGCUCGAAUUUGAGUGACGAAGUGGUCUUGGCUUUGGCUAGGUUGCACGGUGCGACACUUGAAUUGGUGAAUCUCGAUGGGUGCCAGAAGAUAACCGAUGCAACCCUAGUGGCGCUGGCUGAUAGCUGCCCGUUGCUCAACGAUCUCGACGUGUCCAAGUGCUUGGUAACGGAUGCUGGUGUCACUGCUUUGUCGCAUGGGGUGCAAUUCAAUCUGCAAGUUCUCUCCUUGUCGGGGUGCUCGAUGGUGUCGAACAAGAGCGUCCCCGCUCUGGAGAGAAUGGGGGGGAUGCUUGUGGGCUUGAAUCUCCAACACUGCAAUUCCAUCAGCAACCACCAGGUGGAGAUGCUCACUGGGAAGCUGUGGAGAUGCGAUAUACUAUCGUAAGUGUGAUCGAGCAAGUUAGCAUCACCCGAACAUCAGUGGUUUUUUAGCGAGCGCGGGCGUGGUUGGGUUGUUUUCCAUGGAGACCAAGGCGAAUCAGUUUUUUUCCUAUUUUUGCAGGCUUCUUUGUAUUUAACAAGCCUGUUGAAGCACUCCUUUUUAGGACUCUCUUAUGGGAGAGUCUGCCUCUUUUGACUGCCUUUGGUUUCUAGAGAAUACAGUCCGACCACUCCGUGCUCGUUGAUCUUGAUGUCGUGUUAUGGUGCUGCUCCUAAGCUCCCACCAGUGCUCCGUCCGGUCCAUGCAGUGUCAAUAAAGCAUUUGCUUGUUUCGUUUUCAUUUCCAUGUCUCGUCUGGUCGUCUUCGCAGUCGUGUCUUGAUAAAACUGUUGCUAGCUAGUAUGGUUUCUUAGUGUGUGUUUGUUUGUUUGUUAAGCUUGAGUUGCGUAUGGAUGGUAGUCAAUGAGAGUGAGGUGUUAGGGAGGACAUGACCAUGGCAGCCUGUUGCUGCCAUUACAGCCUUUCUAGGCUGUUUUUGUUGUGUCUUCUUUUUUUGAUAGGAUUGAAAAAUCCUAUUUCUGCACCUUACCUCACUCACUACCUCCCUUUUAUGUUCAAUAAGGAAAUGAAAUUGUGUUUUGUGUCUUACUA
Molecule: messenger RNA, 2800 nt
Organism: Salvia hispanica
Lineage: Eukaryota; Viridiplantae; Streptophyta; Magnoliopsida; Lamiales; Lamiaceae
Product: EIN3-binding F-box protein 1-like
Biological process (GO): SCF-dependent proteasomal ubiquitin-dependent protein catabolic process
Cellular component (GO): SCF ubiquitin ligase complex
Molecular function (GO): protein binding
Source: RefSeq, a predicted model, not a curated record